CGGAAGCGAGGGGCCUGUGGCAGGCGGAGGCCACCUCUGGGUUUAGGACCUGGCCUGUGACGUGACAGAACGUUUCGUGAGGAACUUCCUGUUAGCCGGGUGGGGUGGGCCGAGAUUCUCUGGUCGCCAGACAGAUUUGUUCCUGUAUUUGCAUGGAGAGAGGCCGGGAAGACUUUUGGGAACUAGAACCUUCUCUGAUGUCCUGCAGAGGUUUACCUGCCUCAGGGUGAGGAAGAACACACAGAGAUGGGGAGCAGCCGGACAGGCAUCCUGGCCACGCUGGUCGUCCUGGCUGGGCUGGCAGCUUCUGGAUCCAGCUAUGAGAUCAUAGAAGGUCCCAAGAAUGCUACGGUGCUGGAGGGCUCAGAGGCUCGCUUCAACUGCACCAUCUCGCCUGGCUGGAGGCUCAUCAUGUGGUCUCUGAAUGGCACCGUGGUUCUGAGCAUCACGCCCACAGAGCCCAUCAUCACCAGUGACCGCUUUACCACUGCAAGUUAUGAAGAGGGCGGUAACUUCAUCUCUGAGAUGAUCAUCCAUGAUGUGCAACUCAGUGAUGCGGGGCAUGUCAGAUGCAGUCUCCAGAACAGUGACCGGGAUGCGUCCGCUUUCCUUUCAGUCAUAGUUAUGGGGGAACUCUUCAUCUCCAGUGGUGUUCUCACAGUCAUUGAGGAUGAACCUUGUAAUGUGACCUGCCGUGCAUCGGGGUGGACCCCACUCCCAGAUAUUUCCUGGGAGAUUGGUGUUCCGGUGAACCAUUCAAGCUACUAUUCUGUUCGGGAGCCUGAUGAGCCUCAGAGCACAGUGAGCAUCCUGGCUCUCACGCCACAGGGCAACGGCACUCUGACUUGUGUGGCUACCGUGGAGGCACUGCAGGUCCACAAGUCUGUAACUGUAAAUCUUACCGUGGUUCAGCCUCCCGUGGGCAGUCUUGAUAAACCAGGUGCAUCCUUGCCUACCUGGGCCAUAGCUCUACUCGCAGUCUCAUUUUCAUUGCUUUUGAUCCUGAUAAUUGUUCUGAUUAUAAUAUUCUGCUGCUGUCGUGUCCCCGGGAGAGAGAAAAAAGGAUCUAGUUAUCACAGUGAAGUAAGGAAAUCUGCAACUGUAAAGACAAACAAAGAAACUCUUCAGACAAAGUUAAAAAGUGGAAAUGAAAACCAUGGAUACAGUUCUGAUGAACCAAGGACUACGAAGAGUGCUUCUGUCCCUCCGAGGUCCUCUGAACCCAGUGUUCCAGAACACCGCAGCAGUAGGCAACCUUAUCAGGGACCUGAUGACCGUCAACAGGGCCCAACAAGUCGUCCACAGGUUUCCUUUAUCAUGGCCAGCCCUCGGAAGGUCAGGAAUGUGACUUUGGUAUAGGACAGAUGCCCCUUGGGCUCCAUGUCGCCCUUGGCUGACAACCUCCAUCACGACCAAGUCAUCCUUCUUCUCUGUCCCGAUGCCGUGCUCCAGCUUCACCAGCACCACCUGGAAGAAGUGAUAUUGGAAUCCUCAGAACGGAUUUUUUAUAGUGAGAGAAGGAAUCUAUUUUCCCAGCUUCCAGAGGAGAAUUUGACUUUUAAAAUGUUUCAAGAUUUCAGUGAAUUCCCCAAAGCGGCUCAGUAAAAGCUGCCCAUUCGUCAUGAUAAUGUUCCUCAUCAUUCAACACUCCGGCUUCUAAUCCAAUAAAUGGUAGAUAAGUCUGUAACCAACCAGGACUUUUAAAAUGUCUUUAUUAUCUUAAAUCAUAUGAAGAUGAUAUUUAUGUAUGUUUAAUAUGUGGGCAUUAUUGCGUAUUGUCAGUGGAAAAAGAGGAUAAAAAUUAGGAUCAAUCAGACGUCUAAAAUUGCCUGGAAAAUCAGAACUCAUAGGUUAAAAAUACGAUUAAAUCCCAAAGUUGAUGUAUACCUUGCAAAAUAUCUCAUUAUUGGAUAUUCACAUGAAGUUAUUCCUUUUUUUCUGUUCCCUUGUCCGUCUUGCUCUCAUGUCCUCAAAUGAGUUAGAUGUGGAUCACGCUUUGGAGGGGACCGCCCUCACACGCCACAAACGCCAUGAAAAACCUGGAGAUGGGUAAUGUGUUC
Equus quagga is the source of this 2060-nucleotide messenger RNA. RefSeq names its product immunoglobulin superfamily member 5-like. The coding region runs from base 247 to 1359 and encodes 370 amino acids. The record is from RefSeq and is a predicted model, not a curated record. Gene Ontology annotation, biological process: cell-cell adhesion. The transcript has 9 exons. NCBI's taxonomy places the organism in Eukaryota, Metazoa, Chordata, Mammalia, Perissodactyla, Equidae.